AUGAAUCAAGACACCAUAGUAAUAACAGGAGGCUUGUCGGAGGCCAGACCUGCCACACCAGAAAUCCAGGAGAUCGCUGACAAGGUCAAAACUCUGCUUGAAGAGAAAACCAAUGGGAAAUAUGAAAAAUUCGAAGCCAUCCAGUAUAAAGUUCAAGUCGUCGCUGGACGAAAUUACUUCAUUAAGAUGGAUGUGGGGCAUGGUUGUUUCACCCACAUAAAAGUCUUCCAGGGUCUUUCUGGAAAGGAUGAUUUGGAACUUAGUGGUUACCAGACUAACAAAACCAAGAAUGAUGAGCUGACCCACUUCUAA
Molecule: messenger RNA, 312 nt
Organism: Rattus norvegicus (Norway rat)
Lineage: Eukaryota; Metazoa; Chordata; Mammalia; Rodentia; Muridae
Gene: Stfa2l1
Product: stefin A2-like 1
Exons: 3
Coding region: 1-312 (103 amino acids)
Cellular component (GO): cytoplasm
Molecular function (GO): endopeptidase inhibitor activity; cysteine-type endopeptidase inhibitor activity
Source: RefSeq, marked provisional